Messenger RNA from Rhizophagus irregularis DAOM 181602=DAOM 197198, 1084 nucleotides. RefSeq lists its product as uncharacterized. The record is from RefSeq and is a predicted model, not a curated record. NCBI's taxonomy places the organism in Eukaryota, Fungi, Glomeromycota, Glomeromycetes, Glomerales, Glomeraceae.
AAAAAAAAAAAUUAUAUAUAAAAAGCUCAAAACAAUGCCUAAAUCUAUUUCAAAAUAUAUUAUUUUAAGGAAUAAAUAUUCACAAAAAAUGGAUACCAUCGGUGAGAAAAUUUCCUUUAACCGUUCAAAGGAACAACAAAAGACGCGCAAAGUCGUAGACUCGCCACCGACUUUGAAUUUACCUUUUCCACCUCAUAUCGUUCCCGAAGAUUUAAUAAAUAGUAAAACACGCAAACUUCCUUCCAAGCCUUCAAAUGCUUUCUUUAUUUACCGUAAAGUUUAUACUAGGGAAUUAAUUGCUCAAAAUUUACGGUUUAAGAUGACAGAUGUUUCACCUUGGGUCUCAACCUCUUGGAACAAUGAACCUGAGGAAGUUAAAGCUAAAUAUAAAGAGAUUGCGAAGGAAGUUCGAAAAAUUUAUAAACAAACUAAACUUGAUGCUGCAGAUGAAUCAGAAAUUAUAUCUGCUAAUACUUCACCAAAACUAUCAUGUACUCAACCUUUAACUCCUUUACCAACUCCACCACUUGAAGAAAAUAAUUUUAAUUUCGAAAUUUCAAAUCCUGAAUUGUCUCAAGAGUAUUAUUUUUAUGGACAAUUAAUUAAUACAGGAUCGCAAAAUUCCAGUAUGAAUAAUGAAUUAAAUUAUUAUAAUGGUACUUCAACACUUACCGAUUCCAAUAAUUUAUUUGAAUUGUCUUCAGAUAAUUCCACUUUAUUGCAAAAUAGUUCUGAAUUUUAUGAUUCACCUUCGAAUAUUUUUGAAAAUAUAAGCACCGAAUUAGCAUAUCCAAAAUAUAUGCAAUUUCCAAACAACUCUUCACAAUUAGAGGAACCUUAUACAUUAGAUUUUAUUCAUAACAAUACCGACAAUGUCAAUCCAUUUGAAUGGAAUUAUGAAGAGUUUCAUCAUUAUUAAAAGAAAACAAAAAUUCUAAUUAUUUAAAGUAUCUGUUGAGCCAAGUGUAAUAUAUAAGGACUAUCAUUUAAUGUUCUUUUUUUGUAAAAUAAAAAGAAUUUGUAAGUAAUAUAAUGAAUUUUCAUUAUGGUAACAUAAUACAAAAUAAUUAAAAUUGGUUAGUCU